GAUGAAUUGUCAGAUUGUCAUGAUUCAGAUGAUGAUUGGUAUAAUGAUGAAUUUGAAAAUCUAAAACAAAUUUCACAGACUGUUUUUAAUGUUAUAAUUAAAAAUGCAAAAUUGCCAAUAUCAUUUACAAAUAAACGUCUAUUGGUUUAUAUUAGAAAUUCAGAAAGAACACAAAGACGUAAAAAAUUAGCUGCUAAAACUGCAACAGCUGAACAAGAAGGUUUUAAAUUAGCAUUGGAGGAUUUAAAGAAACUAAUUGCUAACAAAUCUUUAAUUUUACAAGUCAAAACACAAUUACAGCUUAUAAUGCAAUAUAUUAAUUUGCGGUUAAGUGGUCUUAAACGUAUGAAUGCAAGCAAAACCCUUGCAAUUAGCAUUAAAAAGGGAGAUAAUCAAGCAUGA
Molecule: messenger RNA, 402 nt
Organism: Funneliformis caledonium
Lineage: Eukaryota; Fungi; Glomeromycota; Glomeromycetes; Glomerales; Glomeraceae
Source: the annotation of a GenBank genome assembly